AUGUCUCAAUCACUCAGCAUAGCUGUUCAAGGUUGUGCUCAUGGUGAGCUAAGCACUAUUUACAAGGCCAUUGAAGACCGCUGCAAGACGAAAUGGCCGGAUCUGCUCAUCAUCUUGGGUGAUUUCCAGUCGCUGAGGAACGAACAAGAUCUGGAAUCAAUCGCAGUUCCUGAAAAGUAUAAGAAGAUGGGCGAUUUCCACAAAUACUACAGCGGGGAAUUGCAGGCUCCGUUGCCGACCAUAUUUAUUGGUGGAAAUCAUGAAUGCAUGCAAGGACUGGCCGAAUUACCUUUUGGAGGAUUCGUUGCCGAAAAUUUCUAUUACAUGGGCUAUAGCGGAUCCAUUGUGGUUAAAGGCGUGGUGAUUAGCGGACUGAGUGGCAUUUAUAAGCGCCAUGACUUCAAUGCUGCCCGACCUUCACUCGCAGUAAUCAAAUCACAGGGAUGGGGCAAAUACGUGCGCAACCUAUACCAUGUCCGGCAGUCCGAUGUCGAACCGCUGUUCAUGCUGGAUCACACAGAUGUAAUGCUCAGUCAUGACUGGCCUAACGGAAUUGUACAACAUGGAGAUACCAAGAGACUGUUGAAGUUGAAGCCAUUUUUCAAAGAAGACAUCAGAAGUAAUAACCUUGGGAGUCCGGUGAGCUGGCAGCUCUUGCGAAAGUUGAUGCCCAAAUGGUGGUUGAGCGCCCACCUUCACGUCAAAUUCGAAGCAGAAUUCGUUAACAACAAGAGAGGCCUAGAGGAACGGAAUCCCGAUGAGAUUGACCUAGAUUUAGAUUUCGACCCACAAACACAGGCGCCUGAAAAACCUCUUACUACCAGGUUUCUGGCCUUGGAUAAGUGCGGACGCAACCGGAAGCACCUGGAAAUAAUAACGCUGAGCGUGGACCCAAAUCACGCAACGUUUUACGACGGCCCGUUGAAAAUAUACUCAAAUCCAGAGUUCGUGGCAAACCGAAAGUUUUUGGCCGAACAUCCAUGUACAGAAAGGCUAGAAGGUCUCGAUUUCGAUCAACUUCGAGAAGACCGCGGUCCUCUCAAAGAUGUGAAUUGGGAAGAUUACGAACUCAAGGAUUUCAAGUAG
Messenger RNA from Lachancea lanzarotensis, 1086 nucleotides. It is a transcript of the gene DBR1, whose product is annotated as LALA0S04e06964g1_1. NCBI's taxonomy places the organism in Eukaryota, Fungi, Ascomycota, Saccharomycetes, Saccharomycetales, Saccharomycetaceae. The transcript has a single exon. Gene Ontology annotation, biological process: mRNA splicing, via spliceosome. Bases 1 to 1086 code for a protein of 361 amino acids. The record is from RefSeq and is a predicted model, not a curated record. Gene Ontology annotation, molecular function: RNA lariat debranching enzyme activity. Gene Ontology annotation, cellular component: nucleus.